AUGAAGGCGGCCGCCCUCUGCCUGGCGGCUCUCGCCCAUGGCGCGCUGGGCGCCCAGCUGCUCCGCGGCCAGGCCGGGCACGGGGCGUCCGCGGGCGCCGCCGGGGCCGGAGCGGGCGGGCGUUCCGGCAGGCACUCGCUGGAGGACGAGAAGCCCCUCACGCAGGUCGUCAGGCUUCUGGAGGAGAUGCUCAAGAAGUCGCAGGCGGAGCAGGACAAGGACCGCGAGGCAUACGCCAAGUUCAAGUGCUACUGCGACACGCAGACCGAGGAGAAGGAGAAAAUCAUCGAGGAGGCCACCAAGGCUAUCGAGCUCCUCUCGGCCGCCAUCUCGGAGCUGCAGGGCGCCAACGGAGAGCUGAGCAUCGAGGCUGCCAGGCUGAAGAAGGAGAUGGAGGCGAACGAGCAGACGCGCGAGGUCGCCACUGAGCUUCGUGGCAAAGAGGAGGCGGCCUACCUCAAGCUCAAGGACGAUCUGACGGCCAACAUCCCGCUACUGGCGCAGGCUAUCCAGGUUCUGGGGGAGAUCGGCGCGGACCAGACUCUGGAGACGUCGGCGGCGCACGAGCAGUUCAUGGGCGGCUUCAACGAGUCCGAGGCCCUCGUAAGCCUCGAGUCGAAGGUGCGCACGGCGCUGCUGGCCGCCAAGGCGCUGCUGAAGCCAGGCGACCAGAAGCAGCAGCGGCGUCUGAGCGCGCUGCUCCAGGCACCACUGGGCACCACCUACGAGACGCAGUCAGGCGAGAUCGUGGGCAUUCUCCGCGAAAUGAAGGAGACGUUUGAGGAGAACCUGGCGGAGGCGACCGCGGCGGAGCAGGCGGCGGUGAAGGCCCAUCUGGCGUUCAUCCAGACAAAGGAGGAGGAGUACGCCAAGCUCGAGAUUGCCGACGACGACGUCCAGGACACCAUGGGCACCAACGACGGCAGCCUCGCCGCCAAGAAGACCCAGCUGGAAGUGGAGGUGCAGUCGAAGGCAGACGCGGAGGACUUCCUGUCCAAGCUGGGCCCCAUGUGCUCGGACAAGGCCACGGACUACGAGGCCCGGAAGCUCUUCCGCGCCAACGAGCAGGCGGCCAUCUCCGAGGCCAUCGCCCUGCUCAACAGCGACGCCGCCUACAAGAUCGCCUCCGCGACGGCGUCCCUCGGCGGCGGGGCCCCGCCCAGCAAGGGGGCGCCGCCGAGGCUGCUGCAGCUGGGGAGGAGCAGCACCUCCGCCGUCCGCCAGCGGGUGGAGGGCCUCCUGGCGCAGGCCGCGGCCCGCGCGCGGUCGGCGAGGCUCCGGCGCGUCGUCGCCUCGCUCUCCGCCGGGAACCCUUUCGACACCGUGCUGGCGGAGAUCGAGAAGAUCCAGGCGUUGAUCCAGGAGGAGGGCAGGGUUGACGCCGAGCAGAAGGCGUGGUGCGAGGGGGAGCGGGAGACGAACGAGAGGAACUUGGACCUGAAGAAGAAGGACAUCGAGACCCUGAACGGUGACAUCAGCGAGCUCGUGGAGAGGAUCGAGAACCCCGAGACUGGUCUCAAGGCCUCGAUCGCCAUCAAGGAGGAGGAGCUCGUGGAGAACACCGAGGCGAUGAAGGAGGCCACCGACCAGAGGAGGACUGAGAACCUGGACUACCAGGGGCUGGUCGCCAACACCUCGGAGGCGCGGGCGCUCCUCGCCAAGGCCAUCGCCAUGAUCGAGAGCUACUACGCCGCGGCCUACAAGGAGGCGACCGCGGCGCUGCAGGAGGACCCGGCGCCCCCGGAGACGUGGGAGGAUGGCAAAAUCGGCACCCAGGAGAAGGGCACCGAGGUCGUCACCAUGCUCAAGUUUCUGCUCGGGGAGGUGGAGAAGGAGGAGUCCAGCGCCCACCAGACAGAGCAGAAGGCGCAGUCCGACUACGAGGGCGACAUGACCCAGCUCAAGCAGACCGAGGCGGACCUCCAGGACGCCCUCGCGGGGCUCCAGGAGGAGCUCGCGGAGGCCGAGAAGACGCUGGUCAACAAGAGGUCGGAGCUCGCCCAGACCAUCAAGGACAAGGACGCCAUCAUCGCGUACCUCGAGCAGAUCAAACCAGGCUGCGAUUUCAUCAUCACGAACUUCGACACCCGCGAGCAGUACCGGGCCACGGAGGCGUCGGCGCUGGAGCGGGCCGUGGAGCUGCUGCAGGCCAGCCCGGCGUACGUCGCCGCCAAGGAGGCCGAGAAGCAGGAGUCCUGGGGCGACUGCAAGGAGGUCUGCCUCGAGAGCGGCGAGACCCACGCGAAGUGCCUCGCCUGCAACGCGAAGGUGUCCGUGCCCGGCUACUGCGCCGGCCACGCGGGCGUGGCGGGGUGCGAGGUGGGCGGCCGGCUCUGA
Molecule: messenger RNA, 2337 nt
Organism: Prorocentrum cordatum
Lineage: Eukaryota; Dinophyceae; Prorocentrales; Prorocentraceae
Source: the annotation of a GenBank genome assembly